UGUAGAUGGUGUGAACAAAAAUAAAAAAUAAAAAAGGAAAAACAAAAGAAAAGAAAAGAAAAAAAGAAAGAAAGAAGACCAUAGUAAAUUGCGCAAUUAGCGACGCUAAAUGCUAAAACGCGCCGACCAUACUCCAUGUUUGGAGCUUUAUUUUCCACUUUGCUUUUUUCAUUUUUAAUAUAAAAAUAUUCCUAGAAGACAUUCAUUCGUUCACUCAACUGGGUUUACUUGUUCUUCAAAUCUUUUGGUCUAGAAUUGAACAAGUCAGAAAAUGGGUUUGUCUACAAGGGUAGUUCAGUAGUUGUAGAGUAGUGAGCAGUGUGAAAACAAAUGGAGAAUGAGAGUUCCAAAGAAGAAAUGGUGACAGGGUCAAAUGGGUUGUUCGUGAAGGUUAUGACUGAUGAACAAAUGGAGCUUUUAAGGAGGCAGAUCUCUGUCUACGCCACCAUCUGUGAAAAGCUUGCUGAGAUGCAUAAGGCCAUCUCUACCCACCAUGAUUUUUCUGGCAUGAAAUUGGGAGCUUUUCACUGUGAUCCUCUUAUGGCUUAUGCUGGGCAUAAGAUCACAUCAAGGCAGAGGUGGUCUCCAACCCCUUUACAGCUUCAAAUACUUGAGCGGAUUUUCGAUGAAGGUAAUGGUACUCCAACCAAACAGAAGAUCAAAGAGAUUACUUCAGAACUCACCCAACAUGGCCAAAUUUCUGAAACCAAUGUCUACAAUUGGUUUCAGAACAGGAGAGCUCGUUCCAAAAGAAAACAAUCUGUUUCAGCACCACCCAACAAUAUGGAGCCAGAAGCAGAGACUGAAACUGAGUUUGUUAAGGACAAUACAAAGCCAGAAGACAAUGAAUUCUAUGACAACUCAGUCCCAAUGGACAGUACUACUAAUGAUGUAUACUUUCCUAGUCCUGAGGAAUUGAUCAGCUGGUCCACAAAUGGGGGUGUGCUUGAGUUACAGCCAUUUCCAUCAUGGGGUGGUGGAUUCAAUGUGGAUGACCUUUAACUGCAACUUAUUAUAUACUGUAUGUUAUGUUAUGUUGUGUUGUUAUUACUUAUGUCAAGAUUAGGAAAAUUUGAUCAACUAAAUUAUAUUCCCACAUCUAGUUUUAGCAAACACCUUUAUAUAUUCAUAAUUUUCUUGUUGAUGAUAUGUAUCUAUAUGUGUAGAAACCAGGCAGCAAAUUGAUUAUGCAAAUACUAAUACAACAAAGAAACAAACUCUCUUGAUUGUUU
Molecule: messenger RNA, 1232 nt
Organism: Cannabis sativa
Lineage: Eukaryota; Viridiplantae; Streptophyta; Magnoliopsida; Rosales; Cannabaceae
Product: WUSCHEL-related homeobox 8
Exons: 3
Coding region: 331-1002 (223 amino acids)
Molecular function (GO): DNA-binding transcription factor activity; DNA binding
Source: RefSeq, a predicted model, not a curated record